UCUUGUUCUGAUCAGCUGGGAUAAUAGCACCAAAUAUCAUAGUUGAUUUGGGGCUCAGAUGAUACAUUUUGUGCACGGAUUAUAGUCAAGGUGUUCAUCGAAACGAUCCAUAUGAUUCGUUAAUCGGAAAUGUAGAUUUUUUGUGUGAAUAUUUGUCAAUAUUUCAGUUUUGCGGUAUUGCUUCCUGGGUGUGUUGACCAAAACGAGUGGGUGAAGAACUGAGUUUGCUAGUACUGUAUCUCGCUAGCAUGCUAACUUGCCCAAAUUUUGUCAUUUUGAAAGAACGCAUUAUAUAAAUCCGGUUAUUUGUUCUUCCAAGGGAAACUAGACGUUCUGGGUAGUGCAAUUUUGUUUGGAAGAGUAAUAACUAUUUAGAUUGUUGACUUGUUGUAGCUGAUGUUUUGCUUGUGAGUUUCGUAUGAAACUGAGUUGUGUUCAAAGUUAACCCUGAAUGUGAACACAACCCAAUUUCUUGGCUAACAAUACUAGCAAGCCAACUAGUUAACUAACUCGCUCAACUUUUCUAGGUCGUUGGAUACAGUAUUCAAUUAACUCUUCGCUAGCAACACAGUAAGAAAAUUAUUAUCAUUAUGUUUACAAUUUGCUCUAAACUAACGUUGAUGUAAAUCAACGUUAGCUACAGUAAAUAACCAGUUAGCUAACAACAAUGGACAAAGGGAAGGAGUUGCUAGAUGUGGCCUCGCCGCAGUCAUUGGAAAGAUGAAAAACUUCGCAGCAAGUUAGCACGCUAGCUGACGUUGGUGCUUGUUUAUUACACUUUUUUCAACUAUCAAUAUACCAUAAGUGUUGCUGUAUUGUAUGGUUUCAGACUAACUACUGUAUAUUAGACUGAAGCUGUCAGAAACCUCAACCACUGUCUCAACGUUAUUUUAUAGCUGGCUAAUUUGUAGGAAUCACGCCCUAUAUUUUAUUUGACCAUAUAUUCUCGAAUGAGUCAGCUUUGUUGAAUCUUGAUUGUCAGCAAGAUACUCUUAAUAUUAGACAUGUUUAACCUCAGUAUUUGAAAGUCAACUCUUUCAAUACAUUUACACUAUUAUGCACAUACAUUAGAGAUGACAUAUGUCAAAAGGUGCUAAUACUACCAUACCAAGCCAUUGGACUUGAAUUCUGCCCCAACACAAUCUAGGGGACUAGAGCACCCCAGUUGUGUGUGCGAUGUCAGAGACGCUCCUAUCAGGUCAGACGUCGGAGGAUCUAUUGGUAGACUUUGAGUCUCUUCUGAAUGCUGGGAGUAUUGGCCCCUCAGAGGACCACCAAAUAGUCAUAAUCUCCACUCCCAGCAAUGUGGGCUUCAACUCUGCAGUCCCCAGCAACACUGGGGAGAUCCUUCUGUUCGCCACCCCCCAAGGCCCUGCAGAUGUGGUCCAGGACCAGCGACGGCCAACUCUGGGACGACCACCGGUGAAGAGGAAGCUGGACUUGGACAGUGAUCACCAAUAUGUGAGCACCUCUCGCCCCCCUUCUCUUGGGAGAGCCCCAACAUCCACACCAGCACCUCCUAGAGUUCCAAAGCUUUCAACAGAGAAGUGUCGCUAUGACACGUCUCUGAACCUGACUACCAAGCGCUUCUUGGACCUUCUAGCCCAGUCUCCUGAUGGGGUCGUGGACCUCAACUGGGCCUCGCAGGUCCUGGAAGUGCAGAAGAGGCGCAUCUAUGACAUCACCAAUGUCCUGGAGGGUAUCCAGCUCAUCUCCAAGAAAUCAAAGAACAACAUACAAUGGCUGGGGAACCGCAUUGAUGGAGCGUCUGUUUCCCGUUACCAGGACCUACAGAAAGAUGUCUCUGACUUCACACAGGCGGAGGAGAAACUGGAUGAGCUCAUUACCAAGUGUAACCUUCAGCUGAGACUCCUCACUGAGGAUACCCAGAACAAGAAGCUGGGUUAUGUCAUGUGCCAGGAUCUGCGGAAGUCUUUUGACUCUCCUGACCAGCUGGUGAUGGUAAUCAGAGCCCCUCCAGAGACCCAGAUGCAAGUCUCAGAGCCCAGUGAGGGCUAUCAGGUCUCCCUGAAGAGCACUCAGGGUCCCAUUGACGUCUUCCUGUGUCCAGAGGACAGUUCUGGUGUCUGCAGCCCAGUGACAGGCAUCAGCCCAACUAAAGCCACAGACCAAACAAUGCCCCACCAUGCAGAACAACCACAGUGCAGCACCACACAGGAAAUUACAUCAACAGCUCCGUCCCAACAGAAUUCCUCCCCUCUGCCGUUAUGUCGUGAAGCGGAAGUAUUCCUGGAAGGCGACCCGUUCCCCAACCUGGGAGUGCUGCCGGACUUUGACCUUUCACCCCUGCCGUCCUCUGACUUCCUCGGUGGGGAGUGCUUUGGGAACCCGCUGGAUGGCUUCAUCAACCUGUCCCCUCCACAGAGCCAAGACUACCACUUUGGUCUAGAGGAGCACGAGGGCAUCAGCGAACUGUUUGACUGUGACUUUGGGGACCUGACCCCACUGGAGUUCUGACAAUGUGGUGGAAAGGAAAACCCAAAGAACUAGAAUGAGGUUCUGUUUCUAUGGGAACACCCCAUACCAUCUCAGAACAAAGAAGCAUACCCAAGUGGUUAAAAUACAGAAUUGUACAGCACAGACCGUACUAGCACUUAGGUUGCCUAGCAAAAUAAUUUUGUUUUAGUUGGCUAUUUAAUUUAUUUAUAUACAAAUCAUGUUUUUGUACAGCUUUUCUUUUUUUUCUGAGUGGUUUGUGCGGGCGUAUUUGUGGGAUAUGGAUGUGAUUAUCAGCUGGAAUAUUAGCAUGUAAAGCUAAUAAUGAAUUUGUUAUAUUAGACAUUUUAGCCAUAGUCUCAGGUGUAAGGAACAGUCAGACUUUUACAGUAAGAGUUGGGUUUCAGAUGCAUUUUAAAAAGUCAUGCAGUAUGUUGGCAAAUUGUAAUGGCAGGAUCUACACUGAGUGCACAAAACAUUAAGAGCACCUGCUCUUUCUGUAACAUAGGUGAAUCCAGGUUAAAGCAAAAUUAGGAAGGUGUUCCUAAUGUGAGAUGUUUUGUUUAUUUUGUCAUUAUCAUGAACCUCGUCACAACUCUUUUCUGCAAGACUCAUGUAGUGCCUUAUAAAAAUAAAAAAUCAGGAUGUCUGUUGGAUGGAUUGAAUUCAGGUGUUAUGCUGUGUGUAAAAUUAAGAUGUUUAUGAAAGUGUUAGAUUUUAAUUUUUUAACGGCAAGUUGUGGAUUACUACUAUUUGGGGGGGGCGUCAGGCUACUGUUCUUGACAAUUAAGCCACUGUGCUAACAACGUGUAAGGGAAACAAGGAAACUGACGCUGCAGUCAAAAUCACAUUGUUCGGCGCUUUAUUUUUAUAACAAUGUUACAAGAUGAACAUUUUUGCCACAAAUUCCGUGGUAAAAAAUAAUUACUUGUACCAAUCUAACAAAUGGUUUCAAGCGUGUUCUUUGCCUCAACUUUGUUUUUUAAAGAAUAAAAACAUUUUGAU
This is a messenger RNA of Salvelinus namaycush (lake trout), 3462 nucleotides long. RefSeq names its product transcription factor E2F1-like. Gene Ontology annotation, cellular component: Rb-E2F complex. The coding region runs from base 1177 to 2478 and encodes 433 amino acids. Lineage: Eukaryota; Metazoa; Chordata; Actinopteri; Salmoniformes; Salmonidae. The record is from RefSeq and is a predicted model, not a curated record. The transcript is spliced from 7 exons. Gene Ontology annotation, biological process: G1/S transition of mitotic cell cycle; regulation of transcription by RNA polymerase II. Gene Ontology annotation, molecular function: protein dimerization activity; RNA polymerase II cis-regulatory region sequence-specific DNA binding; DNA-binding transcription factor activity, RNA polymerase II-specific.